AUGAGCGUUUCCGAACAGGAAGGUGGGUGCCCUGUGGUGAAAGCUUGGCUGCAGAUGCCUGAACUAGUAUCCAGGGGUGCUACAGGCAAGAUCCCCCACAUCAAUCGUGAUGGUGACCUAACCCGCCAAACUGUCAUAGACAACGUGGACAUUCUUGAGCCACUCAUCCGUGAAUUUGGCACCCGACCCAGCAUCUCCCAAAUGCAAGAUGUAACCAGCAGGUUCCUCUACUUGUGCCGACCAAGAGGAAAGCCUCUUCCUAAAAGUGAUGUCAUCAAGACCGAAGCUUGGGCUCUUCGCCGACUUGUAUCUAUCUUUGGGGGUGUGACCCGGAGACCACACAUUCCUCGCGAUAAGCAGCUCCGAAAGCUGUUUUCAUGUGUUGGGAUUGAUGUAGAUCAAGGAAGCGGUCCUGCUGAGGAAAAUGAUGAACAUUAUGAUGAAGGUGGAGAAUGCGAAGAAUCGGAAGCUGCUUGGACUGAUGAUGAAUGCGUCGAAGACCAGGAUCUGACUGACCAACAUCAACCAGACAUUGCAGCGAAAGAUGGUGGCAAUGAGGGUUCCCACAAGUUCGUGACAAAGUCCAUCGUGUCCCGUGAGAGUUUGUCACGCGGUUUCUCGUCUGAAAGCAUGGUGCCUUCGCCCUCGUACACUGUGACGCCGCCACCUCGACCUCGCCAGAGUACAGAAUCACCGUUGAGUGCACCAAAGCACCAUGAGCCAGUGAAGUGCGGGUGGAUCUGCACUACGUGUAAGACCGCGCACAGGUUCAAGGAGAAGGUUAUGGAGACCCCAUGCUUUGAUGAGGAGAAGGGGCAUGCGUUGGUGGAAUCACCUCUCAUGUGCAACCGGUGCUUUACAUUGAGUGAUUCUGUGCGUGCUCUUUCUACCAAGCUGUGUCCUUCACUUCACUGUGAAGAUGAUCUUGUUGAGAAAACUGUGCCACAGGUGGUUCCAAAGCGGCCUGUGCCCCCAGUACCCAAAUUUGAGGCCAAACAGGUGCAGGAAAACAUCCAGGCUGCUGAAAAGGAGAUGCGGCGUUUGAAGCUCCUACAAAUGGUUCACUGGGAACGCCAACGCUUGGCAGAGCUGGUGGCCAAGAAGAACAAAGGUGGUAUCGACAACGUCGAUACUUUGCCCAUGUGUGAUGAGGAAAUCCAGCGCCUGGCCGGGAUCGAGGCAUUUGAUACACCGCAAGAGUAUUGCACUACGGAUUUGAACGGCAACAGGGUGACUUCGAUCAUGUACCCACUCCCCGAUUGGCCAAUUUAUGUGAGAGAAGGGGAAAUUUGCCAAAUGGCAAAGAUUGCUUUGAUAAGGGGCCACCCUCCUGUCAUCUUUUUGCCGUCUACUUCACGGCAGCCCCAUGCAUACGCUGAGACCAAGUGA
This is a messenger RNA of Durusdinium trenchii, 1389 nucleotides long. The record is from the annotation of a GenBank genome assembly. Lineage: Eukaryota; Dinophyceae; Suessiales; Symbiodiniaceae.